AUGGGCGCGAAGAAGCUGUCCAUGGGCUGGUGGAAGGUGACGGACGACUCCGACCGGGCGAACGGCGACGCGCUAUCGAAGCUGUUUCUCGACGAAGACCCGUGGAAAUGCGACGCGAGCGACGCGAUCGGCGAUUGCCCUGUGCGACGAGCCGACGCGGUCUUCGUGGCCGCGGGCUCUGUGUCGCAGCGCGUGCACGCGGUGUGCGCAGCGUACGCGCUGACGGCCGUGACCAACAUGCCCACGCUCGCCCUCUGGUCCGCCGACCGCCACCUGCCCGCCACCACCUUCCGCCACCUCUUCCGGCUCGCGCACGACCCCGCGUCAUCCCGCGCGCGCGGCGAGAGCGGUCGCGAGGGGAGCGUGUGGGUGCAGGACACGCCCGCCGAAGCGGGCAUGCUGAGGCGCGCGCUCAAGGGCCGCCGACGGGUGGCGUUCAAGCCGUGCAAGAACUCGACGGACGGCAAGCCCGCGCCGUCCGCCAGCGGCCUGCCGUUCAAGGUCUUCCUGUCGCCGGCCGUGCGGGAGAAAUCCACCGGCCCUUUGCGCGUGAACGCGUGCGCGUUCGAGCGCGAGGUGGACACGUGUCUGGCCGCGAUUCGGCCGUCGGCCGCCGUGGCGGCGAUGGUGGUGGAGGAGGACCUGGCGCGCGUGGCGGCGUCCAGCGCCGUGCUGGUUGACGUGAGUGUGGAGAGGGGUGGAGUGCACUUCACAGUGGGAGGCCUCAACACGUCGGACAUCACGGUGCUGAGCAGCUACUUCAGCCAUCUCAGAACCCCGCUCGUGCUCAAAAGCACCCAGCAGCGCAAUGCAUCAUGCCGUGUGGGGGGAGUGGAGGGGAGGGAAGAGGGGGAGGGCGAAAGGAGGGAGUUGGUGGAGAGUGGGGAGGAGGGGCGGGUGGUAGGGGGAGUGAAUGGGAGCGUGGUGGCGGGGGGCGGGGGUGUGGGGGGGGGAGGUGCAGGGCUGGUGUUGCAACGCGGGGCGGAUCGAGCGCUUGCGGCGCAAGUGACGCAGUGCAGCCAGCUGCAGGUAGCAGAGCUCUUCACCCUCAGCUUCGCCCGGGGGCUGCUGGCAGUCAACCAGUCCUCCAUAGAAGCGCGCUUCGUUACAGCGCAAGGCCGCGCGCGGUCGGCGUCGUUUGGAGUGCACCGGUCGGUGUGUGAGUCGGUGGAGCUGCGGCCAAUCACGAAGCAGAAGUGGGCCAUGUUCACCCAGGUGGAAGAAAAACUGAAGCUCAUGGUGUGCACGAUGCCCAAGGUGGCGGCAAACUCGUGGCUCAUGUGGCUGCGCGCCAUGCUGGGGCAGCCGCACCCAGAGGACCCCAUCCUCGCGCUGGACCCGCGGCGAGCGGGCUGGCACAUGCUCACGCUGCACUUCACGGAGCAGCAGGCGGUGCAGCAGGUGACCCGCCCGGACUACUUCAAGUUCACCUUCGUGCGCAACCCCUUCUCGCGGGUGCUCUCCGCCUACUCCAACAAGCUCGUCAUCACGGACACGCCGAAUAACAAGACCGGCCCGGGGUCCCGCGAGUAUUGGAACGAGCAAUUCUUCAAGUACAUUCGGCCGCAGUGGGAGAGGGUGAAGGGGAGGGACGACCUGGUGUCGUUCCCUGACUUUGUCAAGCUCGUCGCGAAGCUCAUGCACAACCACCGCUGGCGCAUGGACCGCCACAUUGCAUCCCAGUCGGACAUUUGCUUCAUGGACAAGAUCAAGUACGACUUUGUGGGGCGGUUUGAGAAUCUGGAGGAGGAUGCCAAGUAUGUGGUGAACCGAUUUGGAGGCGACCAUCUCGACAUCUUCAACUUCGGCGUCAACGCGCACCAGACCCGCGCCGACACCAAGCUUGCGAAAAAAUAUGACAAGGAAACAUACGAGCUGGUGAAGCGAGUGUUCGCGCGCGACCUACACAUCCCUCUCAACAACAUCACUCAACAAGCGCCCUCUGUUCUUGUGGACAUGUUUGAGACAAAAUAA
Closterium sp. Yama58-4 is the source of this 1974-nucleotide messenger RNA. The record is from the annotation of a GenBank genome assembly. NCBI's taxonomy places the organism in Eukaryota, Viridiplantae, Streptophyta, Zygnematophyceae, Desmidiales, Closteriaceae.